This is a messenger RNA of Lasiosphaeria miniovina, 2766 nucleotides long. RefSeq lists its product as uncharacterized. Bases 1 to 2766 code for a protein of 921 amino acids. Lineage: Eukaryota; Fungi; Ascomycota; Sordariomycetes; Sordariales; Lasiosphaeriaceae. The transcript has a single exon. The record is from RefSeq and is a predicted model, not a curated record.
AUGUUGUCUCGGCCAGCCUUCAACAUCCGGAGACUGAUACCGCACCAGAGACGGCCCAGUGACGCCGCCGAGGUCAUCGACGAGGACUCGUCCUUCUUCUACCACGACGACGAAAUCGACGGCGCCUUCAAGGGUGCGAGCAGGAUCAAGUCAUGGAGACCGCCAAGGGGUUUCAGGAGAGGCUCCAAGCCGAGCAUUGAUCUCAGGCGGACCGAAGAUAUCCACCGCGUCGUCUGCAUCCCGCCCAUGCCCGACACGCCCCAGUCGUCGACGAGCUCUUUGUGCAGUUGCGAACAUGGCACAGACCACGUAAGCCCGCGGUCGUCGCCUCCCCGGCGGCCGGGCGGCAACAGGAGCCCUCAGAGGAGCCCGCUUCUUUGUCCAGAGCAGCUCGAGCACCCGCAGCGUACCCGGGGGAGAAGCCCCCCAGUGUCGCCGAGGAACUUUCGGGACAACGCCCCGCUUUCACCGCCGGCCACCCCGUCGCCUGUGCCUCGAAACCACGACGACUUCGCCCUGGACCCCGUGGGACCUCUGCCAGGGUCUGUGUCUGUGUCUGUGUCGCCCACUCUCGAAUCCGACAACGAGCCGCCAUCUCCCAGACUGAUGGCGGCAGAAGGCCAGCCGCCGCCAGCAAAGUCGGCGAGAAGAGGCUCUAGGGUGUAUUCGGAAGAUGCCCAGAAACUCAUGAGCCAGGCCGACGAGGCCUUCAAGCUGGGGCAUACGCUCGCCGAGGCGAGGCUCCCGUCACCAGUGCUCGCCAAAUUCCCAAAGCUUGAACCCCCAGCACAUCCAGUCCGCAGGAAGUCCCAAAGGAGCAGCCAAUCGUCGGUCAAGUCGCCGACAAAGUCGCCUUUGAAGUCCCCACUACUGCCCACUCCGACCCGACUCCCUUCGGCGGCGAGGACAAAGCGGACAAAGUCGAAGAAAUCCAAGCGGAGGCCCCGUGCGCCCCCAACAAGGCAGUCGUCCAUGUGGACAUUGACCGAGAGCGCCAAAGACCUGUUCACCAUCCGCAUUUUCCACCGGCUCGAGGCAGACGAGAUGCUGCCCGAGAGCACGCUGCGCAAGAUCAGGAUGAGCCGAGCAUGCCAGUCCCAAUACGGCAAGUCCAUCGAGGCAGGUGAGACGAUUGUCGAGACGGGGACGGCCACCACACCGGUCGAGUCGUCCCAUGUCGAGGACUCGGAGGCCGUGACUACAGAUGUGCCGGCAGCCCUGGGAGAGCCAGAGGUGCUGGUAUCUAGACAGGGGGGGAUUGACCGUGACGCCAGCACAACACCCAGGCCUGAGCAGCAACAAUGGCAAUCCCAAACACAACCACAGCAGCAGCAGCACCAGCAGCAGCAGCGCCAAUCCCAAUCCCAAUUACAAAUACAAACCCAACAACAACCACAAUCUUAUGAAUACAGAAAAGAACAGUCGCAGGGGCAAGACCAAGGGCAGGGGCAAGGGCAAGUAGAGCAGUUUGAGCACGAGAGCCAAGACGUUUUAUCACACCAGCACCAGGAACAAGCAUCACAGCAAGCCCGUCAGGAGCAGGAUGAGGAUGAGCAGCAGCAGCAGCAGCAGCAGCAGCAGCAAUCACAACAGGACUGGUCUGUCGCUUCCGAUGAGGACGACGAGGACGCGGCCGCAGCCUUGCCCAUCAUGAUGAUUACUCCCGACAAGCCACCACCGGCAAAGGCCAAGAGCACGGCCGCAAGCUCGCCGCCCAUGAAGAUGCAUCGCCGGCUGCCUAGCAGGCAAUUGCCGCCCCUCCCCACCAUCCCCGAGGUGAUUGCCACGGGGCCUGAAAACGCGGUGCUGUCGCCUACGUCGGUGCCGCCGCCGCCCUGGGGUUCGACGAGCAAGAUCAACAAGGACGACUUCGUCUUCUACUCCAGCACACCCUUCACCUUCAACAUGCCGACGUUCCGCCACGGGGACAUCCGCCUGGCCAAGGCCGACAUGCCCAUGGGGAAGCUGGCCGUCGACGACACGCUCGACUGGACCGCCUUCCAGAUGGCCAUCCUAGGCGGCGCCAACGACUUCUUCAGCGAGCCGACCGACUACUCGCGCCCGUCCGAUGCCGAGCUCGACGAGCGCGACGACCUCGUGGGUUGGUUCGCAGGCUUCGGCUUCGAGUCUCCUGGCGGUUUGCUGCUAGAGGCCGCCGUGGCUGCCGCCGCCGCCGCCACCUCCGAGUCGCGCACGCCCAAGCUGACACCGCACUCUGGCCGGGACGACUCACCGUCGUCGACGCCCAACAGCAGCCCGCGCAGCCAUCCCGGCGGCGGGCGCAGCCCCGGCAUGCUGGCAGUGCGGCGCGUCGACCCGCCGCCCAGCUCGCACGACGGCCCCGACGGCGAGCACUUUGGGCCCGAGCGGCUCGGCGACUCCAUUGCCAGCCGCUUCUCGCUCAGCCAGGAGCACCACCACCAGCCGCAGCACCGGCGGGCCAUGAGCGACGGCACCAACGCCAACACCAACCCGGUGGCGGCGGCGGUCGGCAACGGCGUGUGGCGCGACCGCGACCACCGGCCGCCGCCGUCGUCGCGCCGCCACGUCGGGCUCGCCAUCGACUCGUCGCGCCGCCCCAGCGUCGACAGCAUGCAGAGCCUGCCGCAGAGCCCCAUGCUCGACCUCGUCGUCAGCAAGGACGUCGACGGCAACGAGUACGUCGUGCCCAUGGGCUUCAACCUCGGCCACGACCUCGGCGACUUCCUCAAGUGGGAGGCUGAGCACGUCUUUGCCGCCGGCUACUACGGGCCCGACGAGUCGUGA